Messenger RNA from Silurus meridionalis, 1458 nucleotides. RefSeq names its product ribonuclease inhibitor-like. Gene Ontology annotation, molecular function: protein binding. The transcript has 11 exons. The record is from RefSeq and is a predicted model, not a curated record. The annotation marks the transcript as partial. Lineage: Eukaryota; Metazoa; Chordata; Actinopteri; Siluriformes; Siluridae.
AUGAAGCAAAUUUACAGAGUUCCUUUCGAGAGAAACACAGAACGUGUAAAGCAACUGCGAUAUGACUAUGUGCAGAGAGUGAUGGAACUAGAAGCAGAUGCAAUGGGACAUGAGCUACUUUUUGUUGAUGAGGCCGGUUUUAACCUCAGUAAAACCAGGAGACGUGGCAGCAACAUUACUGGACACCGUGCCAUCAUCAAUGUCCCAGGACAACGUGGUGGAGGUCUCGCAUUGCGUGGAGGAACUGGACCAGGGCGAGAUGCUGUGCGUUUUGUUCGGGUGGGUGUGGAGACCACGCUGGAGCGAAACCAGAUCACACGUGACCACCUGGUCUAUGUAUGUGUAAUCGUGCUCCACUGGGACUGUGCUAAAAGUCAGGGGGCUGUAGAGCUGUCUGGAAUGCUACUGGUGCCACCACACAGUAAACUACAGAGUGAGAAAUCACACCCACCAGUGCCCAGCUGUGUCUCCAUGAAGAGUGAUGAGUCUAUGGAUCUUCCUUUGGUAUUUAGCACUGGAAUCUCCUCACCUGUACACAGAGUGAAGCGUCUCUCUGCUCUACUGGAGAAUCCUGAGUGUAAAGUGAAAGAUCUGAGGUUGGAGGAUUGUGGAGUAUCAGAUGAAGGCUGUGCUGCUCUCGCUUCAGCUCUGAGAUCAAACCCCUUACACCUGAGAGAUCUGAAUCUGUCUGUGAAUAAAGUAGGAGACUCAGGAGUGAAGUUUCUCUCUGCUGUACUGGAGAAUUCUCACUGUAAACUGGAGAUACUGAGGUUAUGUGAUUGUGAAAUAUCAGAUAAAGGCUGUGCUGCUCUCGCUUCAGCUCUGAGAUCAAACCUCUCACACCUGAGAGAAUUGAAUCUGUCUAGAAAUAAAGUAGGAGACUCAGGAGUGAAGUUUCUCUCUGCUGUACUGGAGAAUCCUCACUGUAAACUGGAGAAACUGAGGUUGUAUAAUUGUGGAGUAUCAGAUGAAGGCUGUGCUGCUCUUGCUUCAGCUCUGAGAUCAAACCCCUCACACCUGAGAGAUCUGGAUCUGUAUAGGAAUAAAGUAGGAGACUCAGGAGUGAAGUUUCUCUCUGCUGUACUGGAGAAUCCUCACUGUAAAUUGGAAAAACUGAGGUUGUGUGAUUGUGGAGUAUCAGAUGAAGGCUGUGCUGCUCUCGCUUCAGCUCUGAGAUCAAACCCCUCACACCUGAUAGAACUGGAUCUGUCUAGGAAUAAAGUAGGAGACUCAGGAGUGAAGUGUCUCUCUGCUGUACUGGAGAAUCCUCACUGUAAACUGGAGAUACUGGGGUUGUGUGAUUGUGGAGUAUCAGAUGAAGGCUGUGCUGCUCUCGCUUCAGCUCUGAGAUCAAACCCCUCACACCUGAGAGAACUGGAUCUGACUGGGAAUAAAGUAGGAGACUCAGGAGUGAAGUGUCUCUCUGCUGUACUGGAGAAUCCUCACUGUAAACUGGAG